Molecule: messenger RNA, 1515 nt
Organism: Prunus avium (sweet cherry)
Lineage: Eukaryota; Viridiplantae; Streptophyta; Magnoliopsida; Rosales; Rosaceae
Biological process (GO): rRNA base methylation
Cellular component (GO): cytoplasm
Molecular function (GO): rRNA (uridine-N3-)-methyltransferase activity
Source: RefSeq, a predicted model, not a curated record
UAAACCUAUAGGCAGCAGAGAUUUGGAUAACAAGCAGCUGCCGCACAUCUUGGAAAAUAGGCAGUCUUUCUGACCAAGGAGAUUCAGAGUUUAUCUCUUUCCUCCUCGUUUGUUUUCUAUUUUAUUCUUGAGUGUGCAGAGUUUGGUAUAUUUGGAAUCUUGAAUUUGUGAGGUUAAACAUUAUUUUGUAACCUAUGUUUGAUGAUAGGGAAUUAAUUUGUCAUCUUCAAGCCACACAGACUAUAAAGCCGAACCACUAUAAAUCUUAGUGUUUUUAUUUGUUGUUUGGUUUGUUUUAUAAUGAAAUCCUUUCGUCUUCUUUGCAUCAACAUGGAAAAUAACUGAUCACCAGAAUCCAGCAAUUUCUCGUUCUUCACCAGCCCAGUGCAAAACCCACACUUGUAUCUGUUGUCGAUAAUUUUUUUUUCUUUCUAAAAUCAGUUGAGCAGAAAUUCUUAUCUUCCAACUUCACAUAUUCUUGCCUCCCUCCUCCUACACUACUCUUAAUCACAAGAUACUUUUCAUCUUCUCUCUUUUCUAUUAUUUUUUAAGAAACUUACCAUCUGUAUUGAAAAGUCUUCUCAUAAAUCAUUGGAGAAACUUGAGUGUAUAAAUCAAUAAUGGGUCGUAAAAAACAGAGACGGAUAAGACGGGUACGGCACUACUCUAGCUCUCAUAAGAUAUUGUUGGUUGGAGAGGGAGACUUCUCUUUUUCUGCUUGUUUGGCUCGAGCUUUUCGCUCUGCCACUAACAUGGUGGCUACCACCCUUGAAUCUAAAGAUACUCUAUCGACAAAACAUUGGAGCAGUAAGGCACAUGUGGAUGAGUUGAAGAGAAGAGGAUGCUUGGUGUUAUAUGAAGUUGAUGUAGAUGACAUGGACCAGCAUCCCAACCUUAUGUGCAUGAAAUUUGAUAUUAUCAUCUUCAACUUUCCUCAUGCAGGCCAUUACUCUUGGCUAUGCGAAAGAGACGAUGAGCUCAUACAAAAGCACAGGGAAUUGUUGAAAGCAUUCUUCGAAAGUGCCCGUGGGAUGAUCGGCCAAGGUGGGGAAAUUCAUGUUUCACACAGGGAUGACUACCCCUAUGAUCAAUGGAAGUUGAAGGAGCUUGCUGAGAAAGCCGGCCUGGUUUUGAAAGAGAAAGUGUGGUUCGAAAAGUCGGACUACCCUGGCUACCACAACAAGAGAGGUGGAGGCAUCCAGAGCAACAAAAAAUUUCCUCUCAAAGAAUGUUACACCUUCAAGUUUUCUCUGAAACCUGAAUUCACUACUCAUGAAUUAAUGCCUUCUUGCAGCCAAACAACCAGCGUUCUUGAUGAUGAUAUAUCACAUGCUUUAAAAGGUAUGCAUUUGAAGUAACAGCCAUAAAUGUAUGGAAAGCAGAACAGAACAUAUAUGUGCUGUAUAUAUAUGGAUUUGUAAUUAACGAUUUAAGACUGAAUCACAGUAUACGUAUGCAAAACAAAGAUAUAGAUGGAUUGUGUUUCCUUUCAUGUCACAUACAUUUUGGCAUUUU